Zygosaccharomyces rouxii is the source of this 1161-nucleotide messenger RNA. RefSeq names its product TOM complex pore protein TOM40 (gene TOM40). Gene Ontology annotation, cellular component: mitochondrial outer membrane; mitochondrial outer membrane translocase complex. Bases 1 to 1161 code for a protein of 386 amino acids. Lineage: Eukaryota; Fungi; Ascomycota; Saccharomycetes; Saccharomycetales; Saccharomycetaceae. Gene Ontology annotation, biological process: protein import into mitochondrial matrix. The record is from RefSeq and is a predicted model, not a curated record. The transcript has a single exon. Gene Ontology annotation, molecular function: transmembrane protein transporter activity.
AUGACGACUCCUGUCAAUAUCACAGAUUUUAGCAAGAUUCCAACGAUGCCGGGAGUUUCACCUAUGACUCCAGAACAAAGUAAAGGAGGCUUUUGGUCAUCAAAUCCAAUUUCCAGUUUCUGUAUCGAUACUUACAAGAGUAUUCACAAUAAGAGACAAUCCCUAGCGCUAUCUAAUCCAGGUUCUGUGGAAAAUUUGAACAGAGAAGUAUCUCGUGAUGUUUUCCUUACGCAAUAUUUCUUCACAGGUCUAAGAGCUGAUUUGAACAAGGCCUUUUCAUUGAAUCCUGCAUUCCAAACUUCUCAUACAUUCUCCAUUGGCUCAAACGUUUUGCCAAACUAUGCACUAUCUGCUCUUUUUGCUAAUGAUAAUAUGUUUAUCCAAGGUAAUGUCGAUAACGAUUUAUCACUUUCUGGUAGAUUGAACUAUGGGUUAGAUAAAAACAACAUUUUCAAAAUGAAUGUGCAAUUGGCUCAAGGUCAACCAUCAAUGUGCCAAUUGGAACAAGAUUACCAAGGUAGUGAUUUUUCCUUAAACUUUAAAACUUUAAACCCAUCUCUUUCUUCAAAGGGUGCAUUUACCGGUGUUGCAGUUGGUUCUCUAUUGCAAAGUGUUACUCCAAACUUAUCCUUGGGUUUGGAAGUUUUGUACUCUAGAAUUCAAUCUUCUUCGCCUGCUGAUGCUGGUGUCUCUUAUUUGACUCGUUUUGUCUCAAGUAAGCAAGAUUGGGUGUUCUCUGGUCAAAUGCAAGCCAACGGUGCUUUGAUUGCAUCUUUCUGGAGAAAGGUUACACCUAGCGUAGAGGCAGGUAUUGAAACUACUUUACAAGCAGGUAUGCUUCCAAUUACUGAUCCCGUUGUUGGUACUCCAAUUGGUAUUCAACCAACAAUUGAAGGUUCAACAACUUUAGGUGCCAAAUACGAAUAUAGAACUUCUGUUUACAGAGGUAGUGUUGAUGGUAACGGUAGAGUUGCCUGCUUCUUGGAAAAGAAGAUUUUACCAACUUUAUCCGUCUUGUUCUGUGGUGAAAUUGAUCAUUUUAAAUCUGAAAGUAAAUUAGGUUGUGGUCUACAGUUUGAGACGGCUGGUAACGAAGAAUUGUUAAUGCUACAACAAGGUUUGGACGUCAAUGGUAACCCAUUGCAAAUGCCACCUCAGUGA